Molecule: messenger RNA, 853 nt
Organism: Boleophthalmus pectinirostris (great blue-spotted mudskipper)
Lineage: Eukaryota; Metazoa; Chordata; Actinopteri; Gobiiformes; Gobiidae
Product: dual specificity protein phosphatase 26-like
Exons: 3
Coding region: 141-719 (192 amino acids)
Biological process (GO): negative regulation of MAPK cascade; protein dephosphorylation
Cellular component (GO): cytoplasm
Molecular function (GO): MAP kinase phosphatase activity; protein tyrosine/serine/threonine phosphatase activity
Source: RefSeq, a predicted model, not a curated record
GGGAGUAGCGCUGCUGAGGCUACCUGAUCAAAGACAGAUUCCAUCAUCAAGACUAAUUAUCUGGGAAUAAUUUUUGGGGCUUUUAUAAUUUGAUUUAAUUUAAAAGGAGAUUUUUCCGAAACAUUUAACAGCUCAAAAAUAUGUCCUAUAUUUCUAAACUUCCUGCAUCCUGGAAUGACAUGCCACCUCCAAGAAAAGUGGACAUUGACUUGAGUUCUCCAGGGUUAGCAGUGAACCAACUGGAAAAGCUUCUUUUCACUGGCAAAGCAAUAAUUAGUCAUGCAGAUGAGGUGUGGCCCAGGCUGUACAUUGGUGAUCAACAGAGUGCAGAAAACCGUGAAGACUUACACAAGCAUCGAAUCACUCAUGUUCUGAAUGCUGCUUACAGUAAGCGCAAAGGGCAACCAGAGAUUUAUAGGGCAUUGCAGAUUGAAUUUAUGGGAAUAGAUGCUCGAGACUCAUAUGAUUUUGACAUGAGUGCCCACUUCCAAUCGGCAGCAGACUUCAUCCACAGAGCUCUCGGCAAAGGAGGUAAAGUGCUGGUGCAUUGCCAUGUUGGGGUGAGCCGUUCUGCCACACUGGUCCUCGCUUACUUGAUGCUGAAACAGAAUUUUAAUCUGGUGGAGGCAAUUUGUGCUGUUAAAGAAAAUCGUGGAGUGAUCCCAAACCGAGGAUUCCUACGACAGCUUAUUGCUCUGAAUAAACAACUUUUUAACUGAAUAACAGAUUUUUCUAUUUAUAUCUAUUUCAUUUACAGAAAUAAUAUUUUCAUAUUUUACACAACUGUACAAAUGCAUUUAAUUCAUUUUUUUAUAUAUAGUCUCUCUUCUGGAACAUUCUUGGGCAAGUUGUA